AGGACCCAAAUCGGGGAAGGUUUAGUGGUGUGUCAAAUUUCCGGUGCAAGAAGAUCCUAGUUCUCCUUAUUUGUUGCGGAACAUUUAUGGUUAUUUCCUAAAUGUGAAACAGCGACCCUUCCCUCCUGGCGUUAUCGACUUCUUAUUCCAAUUCGAUUGGACAUUCUACAAGCCAUUGAGUUAUCACUCUUUUGUCAAGCACUGAUUGCAUUUUGCCUUUUCGGUGUUAGUAAGCUCUUCGCUAUUUAUAAAGUCUUAUAGGUUAUCCAGCCGCUUAGUGAAGACCUGCUUCUCUCGAUCAUUCCUAGAAGCUUGACUGAAUGAUAACCGAAUCGGAGCAAAGGUUAACAUUCCUGCAUUAUAUAAUUCCUUAGAUGUCCACAGCCUCAUUAAUUUGAGGAUAAAACCUAAUUAAAAGUGUAUUAAUGACCCGUAUGAACGCCGCCGAUAAGAUAGCAGCGCCUAUCGCGUCACCAAAUCGAUAGUUUCAAUCCCCGAGUUUGAAUCCUUACUGUGUAAAUGUAGAUAGCGGUAACUCGAAGAUGGCGUCCUUGAAACUACUGUCUUAUCGGCCGAAAGUCAGUUCAGAAGGCGCGGAAUUCGUGAGCAGCGGCGACUGGCAGCUAUCGACCAAGAGGAGUUCGCUGUACGACAGCGUCGUCGUCGACGUGAAGGGAAGAGCGCCCGAUGCCGAGAGCAGGACCUCCCAGAUCUCGAGCGACAUCUCCCUCACCAGACUAGAUCGCAAAAUGGAUUACACGUCCUCCAAGUGCGCGGUGGAGGCUCCUCAGCCGCCACCUGAGAAUGGCACUCUGCCUUUGCAAGAUGUUCACACGCCAAAGAAGAGUGUCUACGGCAGCGCCAACGUCGUCGUAGUCCAGCAGGCCUACAAGUCCUACGGGAGCGGAAAGCACAGAGUCCACGUCCUGGAAGGUCUUGACAUGUGUGUGCCUCAGGGCGCUAUUUAUGGGUUGCUGGGUCCCAGUGGCUGUGGGAAGACGACUCUCCUCGGAUGUAUAGUGAACCGCCUUUCCUUGGAUUCUGGCGAGAUCUUCCUGUAUGGGUAUCCACCAGGGAGUGCCCUCGCUGCCGUCCCAGGUCACCGGGUAGGCUACAUGCCACAGGAAUUGGCCUUGUAUUCGGAAUUCACCAUCGGAGAAACGCUGAGUUACUUCGGAAGAAUUCACAAUCUCUCGUCCGAGAAAAUCCAGGAGAGAACCAACUUCUUGGUGAAGUUCCUCGAUCUUCCCGAACCCAACAGGUUAAUCAAUCAGCUCAGUGGUGGCCAGCAGCGACGCGCCAGUUUUGCAGCGGCAUUGGUUCAUGAACCUGAAUUGCUGAUUCUGGACGAACCUACAGUUGGCGUUGACCCUCUGCUCAGAAGCAGUAUUUGGCAACACUUACUCGAUAUCUGCAAAACAGGACGUACUACAAUCAUUAUAACGACUCAUUAUAUCGAGGAAGCCAGGCAGGCAGAUAAGGUUGGCCUCAUGAGAGGAGGGAGACUGCUGGCCGAAACCUCGCCGUCGAGUUUAAUCAACCACUUCAACAUCCCGUCCCUUGAAGACAUCUUCCUCAAGCUCUGUCUGCAGGAUUCAUCCGCCGACGACCUCAAGUCAGGAAACGUCAACCCUGCCUACGACGGGGACCUGGCCGUAGCAGUAACGCAGAGCAACACCCCUGGCACUUUACCAGAGGCCAGGGGGGUGACCUCUACCCUCUGGGAGGACGUCAACAAGGUCACAGGACACUCAAUGCUCCGAGACUCGGAGCAUACUGACGUCUGUAUGUCUCCUUGGAUCGCGACGUCGAAGUACGAGAGACUUUUCUCCUACGGGAGAUUCCAGGCUCUGCUGAUCAAGAACUUCAUCCGACUGUGGAGAAAUUUAGGGUUUCUCAUCUUUUCCUUCCUGAUGCCGCCUCUGCAAACGGCGCUCUUCUGCCUGACCGUUGGUGGAACUCCUUACGAUCUGAACAUGGCCGUGGUGAACCUUGAUCCAGGCUUGAGUAUUCCGCUGGCUCAUCCCAUCAACAUAUCUUUCUCCGAAGAUUAUUUACAGAAGCUCAAUCACCAUACGCUGAAUCUGGUAGACUACACCGACUUUGACGAAGGCCACCAGUCAGUGGUCGAUGGGAAAAGCUGGGGUCUCAUCCACUUUCAUCAGAACUUCACGUUAAAUUUAAUUUGCAUUUAUGGGCCUGAAAAGUUAACAGGUUUUUUUUGUGAUCAAAGGAACGUCACCGAUGACAGCAAAGUUCACGUUUAUCUGGAUAAUACGAAUUCCCAAAUAGCGAUUACAAUAUGGUUAGAGAUAUUCAGCUCCAUGGAAAAGUUCGUCUUCGAAAUAGCUGAGAAAGUCGAGAACAUUACUGGGACAGACUUCAGUAAAUUUGCCAUUCCUCUGCAGGUGCAUGAUCCAAUUUACGGCUCCAGUUCGGCCACUUUCACAGAAUUCAUGGCACCUGGAGUCAUUCUGUCAAUAACGUACUUCAUGGCGGUAGGACUAACAGCUCUGUCCUUUGUUAUUGAGAGGAAGGAAGGGCUGCUUGACAGAUCUUGGGUGGCGGGUGUUCAGUCGAGCGAAGUUAUGUUGGCAUUCCUGGCAACGCAGAUGGUGGUAAUGCUGGUGCAAAUUGCGCUCAUCCUGGUCUUCAUGUUCCUUGUCUUUGAGAUUCCUUGCAAAGGAAACAUGGCUUGGGUCAUCCUCAUCUCGAUCCUGCAAGGACUCUGUGGCAUGACUUUUGGUUUGAUGACGUCGGCCCUGUCGAAGGAUGAGAACACGGCUCUCAUCAUGGCACUGGGUAUCUUCUACCCGUUGCUUCUCCUGUCUGGCAUCGUGUGGCCUGUGGAGGGCAUGCCCACAGCCCUGAGGUACAUAGCCGUGGUCUUACCUCAGACGUACGCUUGCGACGCCAUCCGUGCUGUGCUGUACAGGGGGUGGGACAUCACCUAUUCCACCGUGUACCUGGGUUACAUCAUCACCCUCAUUUGGCUCCUCAUUCAUAUAGCCAUCACCCUCAUUGCUGUCAAAGUUAGGAAAUGAUCCCAAAAGGGUUGUUAAUAAUGGUUGAACUAUAUCAUCCGUAAGAACUCUGAGGAAACGGAAUGUUUGUUAUGUAUAUAAAAGUCAGUUUAAGCGGUUUGACGAGAUCGGAGGGAUUACGUUGCAAAUUAAGAGAGAAAAGGGUCAAAAGACGCUAAUUAAGAGACGUGAUAUAAUAGUUAUGGGGAUAAAUAGCUUAGAAUAAAAAGCCUGUAAAAGCUGUGAUAUAUCGUAGAGGGCUACCGUGUGAGAAAUUCUCGUUUUAUUUCCAACUUUUAAAUAAUAUCUUUAAAAAAAUUUUCUCCAGUGAGUAAACAGAUUAAAUGAAUACUUUUUCUCUGCUUACUUCAAACGGCAUUGUCUUAAAUCAACCUCAAAACUCUGUGUCGAAGGAUAAAUUUCCAUGGAAUGUUAAUGGUGAGUCCUUGAAGGUUGAAGUUUGUGUGGCAAAAACUUCAAAGAGAUUUCAGAAAUACGGAGUUCGCAUUGUAUCAGUUUAAGAAAUGUGAAAGGACGAAGUACCCAGGGUCAUUAUUUGAAGAGACUGAACGAAGAAGCCAGUGGAGCAUUAAGUUCAAGAUAUAUAAUCUCUAGUGUUACUUGCGACAUUCAUUUCGUGAUGGCUCCUUCCGGUAACCAUUGGUCGUGUGAUGAAGAUUAUCAGAGAUAACAUAAUAGAGAGGGCCAGGGGUUAUCCUGGCGCUCCACAAACGUGAUAUGAGGCGGUAACGGUCACUCGUGUUUCAGUCAUGAUAUGGAGACAAUGAUUCCAUAUCUGUGUGUGCCUCUCUUUAAGGCUAAGGAAUAUUCAUGCACUAAAUCGACCUCCUGUUUUCUGUUGUUAUGAACUUUGGAUGUGUAGCCAUUCAUUGGCUGUGAAUGCUCACCUGCUUACAGAUUGCGAAAUUUUUUCCCUAUAUAAUAGAAUAUUGUGUAUGUAUGUGUAUUUUUAAAUGAAUAUUUUUUAUGCAUGUAUUUAUUAUCAGCGAGAGUCUGUGGCAUGCCAUAUUGAAUAUGGUCCAUAUGCCAAGAGAAAAUCCCAUGUGUUGACAAAAUGCUGAUGGGACAUCUUAAAGAUUAAAGGCCUGAAAUUGG
Macrobrachium nipponense is the source of this 4139-nucleotide messenger RNA. Its product is annotated as ABC transporter G family member 20-like. Gene Ontology annotation, cellular component: membrane; ATP-binding cassette (ABC) transporter complex. Lineage: Eukaryota; Metazoa; Arthropoda; Malacostraca; Decapoda; Palaemonidae. The record is from RefSeq and is a predicted model, not a curated record. Gene Ontology annotation, molecular function: ABC-type transporter activity; ATP binding; ATP hydrolysis activity. Gene Ontology annotation, biological process: transmembrane transport. The transcript has 17 exons. Bases 543 to 3044 code for a protein of 833 amino acids.